GAUAAGUUAGAGGGACUAAUAGGUAAAGAAUAAACACGUUUUCUUCGCAUCUGGAACAAGCGAGAAGCUCUGAUCCCUUAAAUUAAAUUUACACUUUUCUCGUCUUCUUCGUCAAAAAUCCUCUUCACCAAGUUAAUCUUCUCUCCGAUCAAAAAGUCAAUUAAGUGAUCAGGUUACGCAGGAAGUGAGAUUUGAGGUUUGAGAAGCGCAACAGAACACAAGAAGGAACCUAAAUCAGUUGAAACUGCAGCCAAUGGCGCUUAACCCUCAGUUGAUGCCCAAUGGGAUGCCUGUUCCCUUUGUUAAUGAGAUGUUUGUUCUUGUCCGAGACGGGGUUGAGUUUGAAGUCGACAAGAUUCCUGGAGGACAUGGAGGGCAUGUUAAGGCCAAGGGAGUGAUAUACUUGUCUAAUAUUCGGAUGGUCUUUGUUGCUACCAAGCCUGUUGAGAACUUUGUUGCUUUUGACAUGCCUCUGCUUUACAUCCACGCCGAGAAAUUCAAUCAGCCAAUCUUCCACUGCAACAAUAUAUCUGGACAAGUCGAGCCUGUGGUACCAGAGAACGAGCACAGAGCGCUGUAUUCAACACACAGUUUCAAGAUCUUGUUCAAGGAAGGUGGUUGCGGGACGUUUGUUCCUCUCUUCUUGAAUCUUAUAUCAUCAGUGAGACAAUACAACAGACAAAUGCAGCAAGCAGCAGAAGCACCACGUGUUGAUCCUCUUCAAGCCGCUCAGACCCCUGUUGAUGAGAUGAUGAGACAUGCGUACGUGGACCCAAACGAUCCAACGAAGAUAUAUCUGCAGCAGCCAUCUGGGGAGUCUCAGUUGAGGCGGCGAGCUUACCAUUCCAGUGCAGCGGAACAUUGAUGAGACAUAUACACCGAAUCUACUACAUGAGGGUGGUGCGAUGCACAUAAGCAGCAACACAUUAAGUGUUGCAAAUAAGUUAAAAAGCGUUGUUGGUUUGUUGAUCAAACAUAAAAACUAAAACUACUUUGUGUAAUGAGAAAGAAAAGACUUGUUGGUUAUGUUGUAUAUGUGAAAAUUUGGAUUCUCGUAAAAGUGUUUCAAGGCU
Messenger RNA from Brassica oleracea var. oleracea, 1073 nucleotides. Its product is annotated as UPF0664 stress-induced protein C29B12.11c-like. Gene Ontology annotation, molecular function: chromatin DNA binding; transcription coactivator activity. The transcript has 6 exons. NCBI's taxonomy places the organism in Eukaryota, Viridiplantae, Streptophyta, Magnoliopsida, Brassicales, Brassicaceae. The record is from RefSeq and is a predicted model, not a curated record. Gene Ontology annotation, cellular component: nucleus. Gene Ontology annotation, biological process: positive regulation of DNA-templated transcription. The coding region runs from base 254 to 865 and encodes 203 amino acids.